AUGGUCUCUCUCGCUGUCGUAGCCCUUCUCGCCGUCUCGGCCGUUAACGCCAACCCCGUUCGUGACUCUUUCAGCGCCAAGCUCGUCCGCCGCGCCGAGGAGGAGGUCAUGAAGACCAAGGAGGACUACUACAAGCUUCUCCCUGCCGAGUGUAAGGAGAAGUGUGACGGCUCUGCCUUCACCGUCGAUGCCUUCUGGGGCGACGCCAAGUGCAUGGAGGACUUUGACGGCGACGCCUGCCACAAGGUUGUCUGCGACACCCUCCAGCAGACCGCCGACUGCCUCCAGUGCACCACCAUCAGCGAGCUGAAGAAGGCCGGCAAGACCCUCUCCGACGCCGACCUCAAGGAGUACGACGCCUACUCCAAGGAGACCGUCAAGAUCGAGCAGGAGCAGUGCAAGAAGCUCGGCAAGCGUGAGAUCCUCGGCCAGUUCCACUCGCGCAGCCUCGUCGAGCGCGCCACCGACAAGGAGAUCGAGGACUGGCAGAACGAGCUCAAGGCCCAGGUCGACGCCAAGUGCAUCGACAAGUGCAAGACCACCGUCUUCUCCGGCCGCCCCUGGAUUGACGCCUGCCACAUCGGCGACAUGAAGGAGUGCAACAAGUUCACCUGCGCUCGCUUCGACCAGAUGAUGGACUGCUCCUUCUGUAUCUCCGAGCCCGACUUCAAGGCCGCCGGCAUCGAGGGUGCCGCUCUCGACGAGUACCGCAAGAAGUACGAGGAGGAGGCCAAGAAGGAGUGCCAGGCUGAGAACGUCGAGCUCAACACUGCCUAA
Molecule: messenger RNA, 777 nt
Organism: Trichosporon asahii var. asahii CBS 2479
Lineage: Eukaryota; Fungi; Basidiomycota; Tremellomycetes; Trichosporonales; Trichosporonaceae
Exons: 2
Coding region: 1-777 (258 amino acids)
Source: RefSeq, a predicted model, not a curated record